GAGAAGGAGCGUGCGCAUUAAAUAAAACGCUACCUGGAUGAAAAACGUUCUCACAAAAGUCGUUGUUAAAACACACAAACAACCACACUAACUGCAUUCUCAUUUCUCUUCUCCUCUCUUAAUACACUCAAACAAUCAAAUCAAAAUCAAAACCAUAAAACGCUGCGUUUCAUUCUUACAUUCAAUUACGAUUUCAACUUCUCCGUGCCCUAACUCCAUCAUUUUCCGGUGAUCCCAUGGCCAUCGCCGCCGGCAACAAUAAACCAAACUCCGACGCGAAUCUCUUCCGUCUCUGUCCCUUUUGGAGUUCUUCAGGAAACGCACAGAAUCAAACCGAAGGAAACGCUCAAAAAACCUCCAAAACGGUGUCGUCUGUAGCAAGGUCGUUGUUGCUACCUCCUCGACGUAGACUCCGUCUUGAUCCUUCCAAUCACCUUUACUUUCCAUAUGAACCGGGUAAGCAGGUUAGAAGUGCUGUUCGAUUAAAAAACACUAGCAAGUCUCGUGUUGCUUUUAAGUUUCAAACUACGGCACCAAAGAGUUGUUACAUGCGGCCCCCUGGUGGAAUUCUUGCUCCUGGAGAAAGUGUGAUUGCAACUGUGUUUAAAUUUGUGGAACAACCUGAAAACAAUGAAAAGUUGUCGGACCAGAAGAACAAGGUCAAGUUCAAAAUCAUGAGUCUCAAAGUGAAAGAAGGGGUGGACUAUGUCCCUGAGCUGUUUGAUGAACAAAAGGAUCUAGUUACAGUGGAACGAGUCUUGGGGGUUGUGUUUUUAGAUCCAGAACGGCCAAGUCCCGCUUUGGAAAAACUGAAAAGACAGUUGGCUGAAGCUGAUGCUGCAGUUGAAGCUCGGAAGAAGCCUCCCGCGGAGACAGGUCCUCGAGUUGCUGCUGAAGGUCUUGUCAUCGAUGAAUGGAAAGAAAGAAGGGAAAAGUACCUGGCUCGGCAACAAGUUCAAGCAGUAGAUUCAGUGUAAAGUGCAAUUUGUUCUUCCAGCUAGUGCUUUUCUUCAGAGUAAAAUGAACCAAGAUGUUAUUGAUGUCGAUUUGUCGCCAUCAACCUAGGAUGCAAUUCAAGAUAUAACAGUCCAUUGAGAUUAUUGUCAAAAAAUUCUGGUUCUUUGGAAGAAAAGUCAUACCUGUAUAUAGUAGAGUUUGGUUGUUUGUAAAAUAAAUGCUAGUCUUCACUACAAUCCUUGUGAAAUAACGUUGAAAUAACAGAUAUGAUCAUGUCAUUUUUUGUUGUGUAUCUUUGUUAUGAUCAGACACAUACAUCAAAUUAUUCAAAACUCAAUCCACUUUUAUUGGA
Trifolium pratense (red clover) is the source of this 1309-nucleotide messenger RNA. RefSeq names its product vesicle-associated protein 4-1. Gene Ontology annotation, biological process: endoplasmic reticulum membrane organization. NCBI's taxonomy places the organism in Eukaryota, Viridiplantae, Streptophyta, Magnoliopsida, Fabales, Fabaceae. The record is from RefSeq and is a predicted model, not a curated record. The transcript is spliced from 7 exons. The coding region runs from base 237 to 977 and encodes 246 amino acids. Gene Ontology annotation, cellular component: endoplasmic reticulum membrane; plasma membrane.